Betta splendens (Siamese fighting fish) is the source of this 3515-nucleotide messenger RNA. RefSeq names its product aldehyde dehydrogenase, dimeric NADP-preferring-like. The transcript is spliced from 10 exons. Bases 174 to 1697 code for a protein of 507 amino acids. Gene Ontology annotation, biological process: aldehyde metabolic process. Gene Ontology annotation, cellular component: cytoplasm. The record is from RefSeq and is a predicted model, not a curated record. Lineage: Eukaryota; Metazoa; Chordata; Actinopteri; Anabantiformes; Osphronemidae. Gene Ontology annotation, molecular function: aldehyde dehydrogenase (NAD+) activity.
AGAGCACACAGUAAGUGAGCGAGCGGGUGAGUGAGUCAGGCAGUGACCCCACAGCGUGUGGAGCAUCUGAGCUGCUGUUGGGGGAAAAUUCACCAGGAUUUCCUAUAGAAAGCACUGGAUGUGUGUUCUCUGUGGGACUUGGCUGAUACCUGUGUACAGCUUCAGCUGUCUGAAUGGAGAGGCAGGCAGUGCACCGGGCCAGGGAGGCCUUCCUUAGUGGCAGGACGCGACCUGUGGAAUUCAGACUGCAGCAGCUUCAAGCUCUACAGAGGAUGAUCACUGAGAAGGAGACAGAGAUCUCCACAGCUGUCAAGCAGGACAUCAAUAGGAGCCAGUAUGAUACUCCCCUCUUGGAACUGAUUGGCAUCGAGAAUGAGAUCAAGCUGGCUGUGGACAAGCUGAAGGAUUGGGCAGCUCCUCGACCUGCAGAGAAGAACCUCUUCACUCUGUCAGACGAGGUUUACAUCCAGCCAGAGCCACUGGGGGUGGUGCUAAUCAUUGGAGCAUGGAACUACCCCUGGGCUCUCACCCUGGUGCCGCUGGUUGGAGCCAUUGCUGCAGGGAACGCAGCCGUAGUGAAGCCGUCGGAGCUCAGUGAAUAUUCAUCGCUCCUCCUCCGGGCUCUGCUGCCUCGCUAUCUGGACAAGGAUCUGUACCCUGUGGUGACUGGUGGCAUGUCAGACACCCAGGAGCUGCUGAGGCUGAGGUUCGACCACAUCUUCUACACAGGAAGCAGUACCGUGGGGAAACUGGUGAUGGAGGCUGCAGCUCAUCACCUCACCCCAGUGACGCUGGAGCUGGGAGGGAAGAGUCCCUGCUACAUUGACAAGAACUGCGACAUCAGGACUGCCUGCCGUCGGAUCACAUGGGGAAAGUUUGUGAACUGUGGUCAGACGUGCAUUGCUCCAGACUACAUCCUGUGUGAGCCCUGCAUCCAGGGCCGAGUGGUGGACUGCAUCCGACAAACUCUACUGGAGUUCUAUGGUGCUGAUCCUAAAUGCUCACCAGACUAUGGUAGAAUCAUCAACCAGCGCCACUUCAACAGAGUAAUGGGCCUGAUGGAGGGGUACACUCCAGUAGUGGGGGGGCAGAGUGACGCCUCACAGUGUUACAUUGCCCCCACCGUGCUGAAGGAUGUGCCCCCACACUCCAGACUGAUGCAGGAGGAGAUCUUUGGCCCACUGCUGCCCAUCGUGGCUGUGAGUGACAUGGACGAUGCCAUUCGCUUCAUCAACGAGAGGGAGAAACCUCUGGCCCUCUACAUCUUCAGCACUGAUAAGCAGGCCACAAAACGCAUGAUUGACGAGACGACGAGUGGAGGAGUCACAGUCAACGAUGUGAUGAUACACUAUACGCUCAGCUCUCUCCCCUUUGGUGGUGUUGGUCAGAGCGGUAUGGGCCGGUACCAUGGUAAACAUACCUUCGACCAGCUGAGCCACCACAGGGCAUGUCUGAUCCGCUCCCUGGGUAUGGAGCGGGUCAACCUGGCCAGGUACCCUCCCCAGGACCGGCGGCGGGCCCGCAGGGCUCGCAUGGCCCUGAAAACCCCCCUGAUUGACAUGUCCAAAAGGACGCUGAUCUGGGCCAUCGCUGCCACCGUCAUCGGCUGUGCCCUGCUUAUCACGCUACUGAUCGUCCUCCUCAUGGCCGCAGGCCUCUACUGUACCUGCUGGUACUGGAGAGGCUUUUAUUACUAGACAGAUGAGAACAAGGUGGAGCAUGUCCUGUUUUAUAUUCUGAUACCUUCUCCCACUAACUGCUACUAGUUGUGUGAUUAUUUUGUAUCAAUUUUUAAAUCCUGUGUGAAUUCACUUUGUUCUCACUGGGUAAGGAAAUAAGAACACGUUUUCAAGCAAGUGGUUUUAAUUUGAUCCAAGAACCUACAGAUGACUUAACCAAGUCACAUGAGAAUAGAGACAGAUUCUUUGUGAGAACAUUGAGGUGAGAGCUGUGACCCAAAGCAAAGCUUCACAUAUGGAGUAAACCAAACAUCAUAUAACACAUUUUAGUAAUACUACUAAUUAUUUUACUUAUUAUAAACCUUCAGGUCCUCUCGGGGUUCUCUGGCUUCCACCCACGGUCUGAAAAACAUGCAUUAGGUUAAUUGGUCACUGUAAAUUGCCCGAAGAUGUGAGUGUGUGUGCUUGAAUGGUUGUGUGUCUGUGUGUUGCCCUGCGAUGGACUGGCAACCUGUCCAGGGUGUACCCUGCCUCUGGAUAGGCUCCAGGAAAAGAGAAUUAUGAAGUUAUGAAUAAACUUUGCCAAGUCGUGUUUCAAACUGUGUGCCCAUGAGAAUUUUAAGCCAUGUGUCUAGACGUUGAAGAGUUAAAAGAUAAAGUCCAGCAGUGUGAUGAAUCAUCUCUGUUUGAGUUCUCACAAAUUGCCUGUUUGCUAACAGGAGAGCUGCUCCUUGGGACAGCUCACACCUCCUGCUCCCAAAGGUGUGUUCUCUAAAAGCACCUUAAAUCCAUCGUCACUGAACUGUAGGUGCUCCUUAGGACUUAUUUCAGUGAACAGGCCUCAAACACUACAUCGGAUACCUUCCAAGCAGACACCUCGUUCCCACAGGCUCCGGAUGAUGAAAGCUGUAAUUUCUCCUCCUUUGAAGCGUGGUUUUAUGCUAGCAGAGGGAGUUGGGAGGACGUCCCACAUCAACUAGCCAGGAAGAUGGAUUUAAAUGUUGGCUUCCAUGAUACUUUGCCUCUCAAUACUCAUCUAAGUUAAUUAUUAUUAUUAUUAUUAACUUUGUUUGAUUAGUUUUGAUUUUGAUUUUUUUUAAUUUUGAAGUCUUGUUAGCGUUUUCUGUUUAUAAAACUCACUUUUAGUUGCUUGUGUACAGACUUGUCUUUGUUUUUGUCCAGCUGCUGCUAACCCUGCACGUCCCUGCCCCCCCAGCACUGGAUCAUUGACCUAGUUGGACUGGUUCCAUUCUGCUGCUGUAUCAUCCUUGCUGUGUUCUUUCCCCUCAUCACUAGAGUUAAACUUUCCACUCUAGAACCCAGAUGGUGACUCCUUACAGAAAACGUGGACAGGUCACCAGUCCAUCGCAACACAUAGACAAACAACCAUUCACACACACUCACACCUUCGGGUAAUUUAGAGGGCAUGUUUUUCGGACCGGGAGGAAGCCGGAGAACCCGGACAGAACCCACACGAACAAGGGGAGAACAAACUCCACUCGCACCCAGUCUGCCCCGGGAAUUGGGGCGUAAUCGGGGUGGCUGUGAGGCGACCGUGCUACCCAAUGCAACACCGUGCCGCCCCUUCCUCAACAUAAAUUGAGACAAAUCUAGGACAAAAACACCUAAAGUAUUCUAAAGAAAAUAGCAAACAAGAACUAAGGGUGACAUGGCAGAAAGUAGGAGGAGAGAAACACAAGGACCCUGACAUUGAGUUGUGAUGUGAUCCUAGUUUUAGAUGUGUACAUUCACUUUACAUAACAGUAUUCAUUCGCAUUGUACUUGUACUGAAGUAAAUUAAUUCUGUGAUUGAUUAAAGAUGUAUUUCAUUAAGGA